AUGAAUCCACUCUUGUGGGUUGUAUUCGUUGUUGUACUGUACAUCUUGUUGAACCUGAAGGCGCUCUGGAAAGCGAUCCAGGAAAGAAGGCAUAUUGUGAAAUGUUUGGAGCCAAUGGAGGGCCCGGAGGCUCUGCCUUUGAUCGGGGUUGCUCAUAAACUCAAUCCGGAUAGUGUUUGUAAGCAUUGUGUUUUACUUUAGAUGAUAGAAUGUAUUAUAUGACAAUUCGGUUGCAUCCUGUUCGUUCGGUGCUUAGAUUGAAGCCAGUAAAAGUAAAAAUAUUAACUUGCGCUUUGCAGUCUAUAUUUUAUGUAGGAACCACAACAACAUCUUUUUUUCAGUGAUGACUUACAUAAUGGAAUACUUCUUCCGAUCCCACACGGACGCGUUGAACUCAAAUGGAGUCAUGAAACUUUGGCUAGGGCCAAAACCUAUUGUAAUGCUGUAUAAACCGGAAACUGUGAGAGUAAGCAAUGUUCUCUAUUUGGAAAAUUCAUUGCUUGAUUUUUAGCCAAUUUUGGACAGUCAUGUGUUUGUUCAAAAACCCAAUGAUUACGAUUUCCUGAAAGAAUGGCUGGGUGAAGGUUUACUGACAAGGUACGUUAAAAUACGAAGAUUUGGAAUGAUGCUCUUAAUUCUCUUUUAGCUCGAAUCCAAAAUGGCACUCCAGAAGAAAGAUGCUGACGCCGGCGUUUCAUUUCAGUAUUUUGGAGAAUUUUAUGAAUUGUUUCAACGAGCAAGCCAGUGUAAGCUAGAAAAGCCUUCUCUUUUCAAUUUAUGUAACAAUAUCUCUCGAAAUCAGAAUCCUUAUUUUCCAGGUUUUGGUCCAAAAACUAGAUAAUUACGCGAAAAGUGGAUAUCCCUUCGACAUUUAUCCUCAUCUCAAAGCGAUUGCUCUCGACGUUAUCUGUGGUAGGUGCUUGUUGACAUUGAAUAAUUUUCAAGCAGAAUGCUUUUAUUAAAGCACUUUUCUUUGAAUUUCUAACAUCGUAAUCGUUUGUCAUCCAGAAGCUCUCACAAAAGGUAGCGAGCCUCCGGAAAAUUCCGACCUAAAUUUCUCGACGGCUUGUGGCAAUUUCCACUAUUUUUAUCGUCCUUUCAGAAGCCGCUAUGGGAGUUCAGAUGGGCUCGCAGACCGGUAAAAACAUGGAAUACGUCCGUUCUGUGAAGAUUCUCUGCGAAUCCCUCUGGCUUCGGAUUCGGUCUCCCUGGCUCUGGCCCGCCCUACCCUGGAAUCUCCUCGGCUAUGGGCCUAAAUGCAGAGAUGCCUUGAAGGUUGUAAAAGGGUUCAGCGAGAAGAUUAUUCAAGAAAGACGAAGAGAAUUCCAGGAGAGAAACAACAACAAACAAGAGAACGAAAGGCCCGCGUUUCUGGACAUUUUGCUGGGAAUGGAAUCAGCGAAAUGCCUGACUGACGAGGACAUCCGAGAAGAAGUGGACACGUUUAUGUUUGAGGGGCAUGACACAGUCAGCAAUACUCUCUCCUUCUUGUUGUUUAUGAUCAGCGACCAGGCGAACUUGCAUUUUCAGGACAAAAUUUAUGAGGAAUUAAGGGAAAUCUUUGGUGAGAACCUUGAGUUUGAAUUUUUUCUACUAUAUUCUCACUGUAGAAUUUAGAAAAAAACAUUGUUUUCAGCCGACAAUCCCGAUCGUCAUAUAACCACAGCUGAUCUGGGAAAGAUGAAAUAUCUAGAACAAUGCAUAAAAGAGGGCAUGAGAAUGGCCCCAGUGGUCCCAAUGAUUGGGAGAAUCGCUCUGGAAGACAUCCCCAUUGGAGAUCUGGUCGUUCCAAAGGGAGUGGCCGUGCUGGUCACACCAUUUUUAGUCCAUAGAAAUCGAACGGUAAUCGUUUUCAUUGGCUUUAAAAGCGAGGCGAAAUGUCGCGAAAUUAUCGGCACUUUUUCUUGCCCGAAAAAAUUGCUUUUUAUCGGAUAGUGACAUUUCGUUUUGAACGAAUCACCAAAAAGGGGCGGGAAAUUUUUUCUUCUAUUUUGCAUUGACGUGGGCUGAAUCAACUUGCAUAAAAAUGAGGUGCUCCAAGUUAAUUUUCCAUCUUCAAAAAAGCACUUCUUGUAUCAGAUCUAUUACCAUGACAUUACCGCUAUCUUUUCAGCUUUGGAAGAACCCCAAUGAAUUCGAUCCGAGUCAUUUUGAUCCAGAAGAGUGCCGAAAGAGACAUCCCUUCGCCUAUAUUCCAUUCUCAGCCGGCGCUCGCAACUGCAUUGGUCAAAAGUUUGCAAUGAACCAACUGAAAGUGGUCCUAGCCCAUCUCUUUCGAAGAUUCAAAUUUAUCGGUGCUGUCCAUGAAGUCGAGAACCGAGGGUUGCCAGAAUUGGUGAUGAAGCCGAACAAAGGAUGUGUUCUCAGGGUCGAGGUUGUGAAUUGA
This is a messenger RNA of Bursaphelenchus xylophilus (pine wood nematode), 2386 nucleotides long. Lineage: Eukaryota; Metazoa; Nematoda; Chromadorea; Rhabditida; Aphelenchoididae. The record is from the annotation of a GenBank genome assembly.